CGACUAGUGACACUGACCUACAAGAUACCCUUCUCCACAAAACUCCAAACACCAAACCUCCAAUUUCACAUCCUCCAUAAUAAAAAUCUUAUUUUGUUUCAGAAUGCAAAGGAAGAGAACAAUCCAACACUCGUCAUAGGUUGUUUGUUUUGUGUGUCUUUCUCUAUGCUUUACUUGCUUGUAAUCCCCGUCCAACAACAAUUUUUUGGAUUAAUCUAAUGUUUUUCUUUUCUUUUUUGAGGUUCCUUUGCAGUCAAUCUUUCCCACUUCUUCUUCAGGUUCAUUUCCUCCUUAUUUCUUUAACUUUUUCUCUUGUUGAAUUCUUUGAUUUUUCGUUGUACACAGACAUACGCUUACUUUUAUACAGUGAGUUUCUUUUUUAUUGUAUCUUCAAUUUCAUCUCUCUGCCCAUUUGUUUCUUGUUAAUCUUUAAUUGCUUUCCUCUCUCAAUUCACCAACUGUUAUUCUUCAUAUCCAACCCUUAGCAAGAAAAAGAAACAAAAAAUGCAAACAUGUGAGAGCAGAAGCUUUUCAGAAGAAGAGGUUGCCUCACUAGCAAACAACUCUGAAUCCGAUAAAGAAGGUUUUACUGAAUUUGCACUUCUGCUUGACAAGUUCACCCCAAUUCUCAUAGAAUUAAAGGAAAAUGGUAAGGUCAUGGAUAGACCACCAGUUAGAGCAGCAGUUGAUUCACUUGAAAAUGAGCUUAGGCGUGCUAAGGAGUUGAUUAAAAGCACUGGCAAUUCAAAAUCACCCAUAAAGCAAAUGGAGUACAUGACUCAAGAUCUUGGGAGAUCUUUAGGCCUUGUGCUCUUUGCAAGUAUUGAUGUAUCUCGAGAAAUCAAAGAAAAGGUUUCAGCACUGCAUAAAGAAUUGAUGAGUGCCAAGUUUAUUACCAGUUUAAGUACAAGUCCGUGUCCUAGUCCAAGACCAAGUCAAGAAUAUGGGUCUGUAAGUGAAAUGGACUCUGAGAGAGAAAUUGAGGAAGAAACUGUUACUCUUAGUACCGAAGAUGUAGUACUGCAACUCAAGUAUGGCAAUGAUGAAGAGUUUAAGCUUGCACUUUGGGGAUUGCGUGAUAUUAUUAAUGAUCAAUCUAUUGAUAAAGAGUGGAUUAAUAAUGAAGGAGUUAUUCCAAUUCUGUUUAAUCGGUUAGGUUCGAGCAAGCCUCGCAGCCGGUUGACUAUCAUUCAAAUGCUAAGAAUCCUUGCUUCUGUCAAUACUGAAAACAAGGAAAAGAUGGCAGAUGUUGGAUCCUUAUCACUGUUGGUGAAGUCUUUGACGCGAGAUGUGGAUGAGCGGAGGGAAGCUGUAGGCCUUUUGUUGGAACUCACGGAGAUCUCUGCAGUCCAGCGGCGUAUUGGAAGAAUUCAAGGGUGUAUUGUUAUGCUAGUCUCUAUGCUUAAUGGGGAUGACCCAACUGCUUGUCAUGAUGCUGGAAAGUUGUUGGUUGCAUUGUCAAACAAUACUCAAAAUGCACUUCAUAUGGCUGAGGCUGGUUACUUUAAGCCUUUAGUGCGUUAUCUAAAGGAAGGCUCUGAUAUGGGUAAAAUCCUCAUGGCGACAGCAAUUUCAAGAAUUGAGCUCACAGAUCAAAGUAGAGCUUCCCUUGGUGAAGAAGGGGCAAUUGAACCCCUAGUCAAAAUGUUUAAAACUGGAAAGCUUGAAGCCAAGUUAUCUGCAUUAAAUGCAUUGCAAAAUUUAUCAAUGUUGACGGAAAAUAUACAGCGUCUAAUCAGUUCAGGCAUUGUAGUACCAUUGCUUCAGCUGCUAUUCUCUGUGACAUCUGUGCUCAUGACUCUUCGGGAGCCAGCAUCAGCCAUACUCGCAAGGAUAGCUCAAUCCGAAUCUAUUCUGGUUAACAAAGAUGUUGCUCAGCAGAUGCUCUCACUUUUGAAUCUGUCUAGUCCAGUAAUUCAGUUUCAUCUCUUACAAGCACUCAAUAGUAUUGCUUCCCAUUCUAGGGCAUCCAAAGUAAGGAAAAAGAUGGAGGAAAGUGGUGCAGUCCAGCUUCUGCUGCCCUUCCUGACAGAAAGUAAUCUGAAAAACAGAACUGCUGCCUUGAAUUUGCUUUACACUCUAUCUAAAGAUUCACCAGAAGAAUUGAUGGAACAACUCGGAGAAUAUCAACUUAAUAACAUUGUAAAUAUUAUCUGUUCAUCAACAUCUGAGGGUGAAAAAGCUGCUGCAAUUGGAAUACUGAGCAAUUUUCCCAUUAGUAAAAAGAAAGCAACAGAUGUACUUAAGAAAUCUAACUUGCUGCCUAUCCUGGUCUCAAUAAUGAGUUCAAGUGAAUCAACUUCAAUGCCCAGAACAAACUGGUUAAUGGAGUGCAUUGCAGGCUUAUUUAUUCGCUUUACAGUUGCUUCUGAUAAGAAACUACAGCUUCUUUCUGCAGAAUUAGGAGUGAUUCCUUUGCUUGUGAAGUUGCUGUCAAGUGGGUCAGUGGUUGCCAAAUGUAGAGCAGCAACCUCACUAGCUCAGCUGUCACAGAAUUCUCUAGCUCUGCGAAAGUCCAGAAAAUCAAGGUGGACAUGUAUCCCUCAUUCUGCAGAGGCUUUUUGCGAAGUCCAUGAUGGCUAUUGCAUUGUUAAAAACACAUUUUGUUUGGUCAAGGCUGGUGCUGUCUCUCCACUGAUCAAAAUAUUGGAAAGAGAAGAAAGAGAAGCUGAUGAAGCUGUUCUUGAUGCACUUGCAACUCUCUUGCAAGAUGAAAUUUGGGAAAAUGGAAGCAACUACAUAGCCAGAAUGUCAGUUUUCCAAGCAAUAAUAAAAGUCUUGGAAUCAGGUAAUGUAAAGGCUCAAGAAAAAGCACUAUGGAUAUUAGAGAGGAUAUUUAGAAUUGAGGAACACAGAACUCAAUAUGGAGAAUCUGCACAGGUUGUGCUCAUUGAUCUUGCACAAAAUGGGGAUCCGAGAUUAAAAUCAUUGGUUGCAAAAGUUUUGGCACAGUUAGAGCUCCUGCAACCUCAAUCUAGUUACUUCUAAGAGAAUUUGUGUCUGUAAGCAAAGUUGCAUUGUGUCUUGUGUCUUUAAGUUCACAUAAUUUUUUCUUUCGUUUUUUGAUCAUAUAUAUAUAUAUAUAUAUAUAUAUUUUUUAGAAAAAAAUUACUAUUUAAUUCCUAUGGUAUGAGAGAACUCACUAGUUACCUGCUACUGAAUCUUUAUAAUUUUAAAA
Manihot esculenta (cassava) is the source of this 3178-nucleotide messenger RNA. RefSeq names its product U-box domain-containing protein 44. The record is from RefSeq and is a predicted model, not a curated record. Lineage: Eukaryota; Viridiplantae; Streptophyta; Magnoliopsida; Malpighiales; Euphorbiaceae. The transcript is spliced from 3 exons. Gene Ontology annotation, molecular function: protein binding. Bases 505 to 2988 code for a protein of 827 amino acids.